AUGCCGUCGCUGCUCGGUCUCCACCUGAGCCGCUACGAUCCGAGGGCCUCGAAGCCGUCCAAGGGCUGGUGCAACGACAUUCCGUUCGACGACGCCGAGGCCGAAUGGGAGGAGUACAUCCGACAGCAGGGCAGCCUCGAGAACCUUGAGAGCUUUGACAGCAACCAGUUCGACAACGAGAGCGUCGCCAGCCUGAAGAUCGAGGAGGCGAGCGAAGAAGCGAUCGAAGACGAGAUCGAGAAGUCCCGGAACGAGGAAUUUCCGUCCUCAAUCGAGGUCGACGACUUUGACGAGAAUAUGAUCUUUGCGUUGACGCCGGAAACGUGUCCGGGCCCCCCGCCCUCUCCUCGUCCGCCUCCACCCAAGAUCCCGCUGCGGAUAUUCGUCGCGACGUGGAAUAUGGCAGCAGAAGACCCUUUCGCGCACCGCCGACGCGGCCAAUACAUCGGCGAUGACUUGGCAGCUGAGGAACUGCGAGAGCUCUUGCCACUGGGAUACGACAUCUACGUCAUCGGCACACAAGAGAAAGUCACGAAGCAUUUACACGCUGCAGUUCUCGCUCGACUCAAGCAGGGACCAGGGACUCCUGAGGAUCCCUACAGGAGACUCGUAUUGACGUCAAAGCGGCGGUGGCUCCGCAGUCGAAGUCGAAGCCGGGAAGUCGAGUGUCGGCACCUGCGGACGUAUGAGUCCCCCAACACGAGCUUCUCAUGUGGCGAUGAAGUUGCCCCCCCUCCUCCUCAAUCAGCUCCUCCCCAACCUAUCGACGCAACAAGUGGCACGUGGUGGGGUAAAGAGCAAGAGGAGAAGGAGAUCCGCGGACACGGCGACCACGCGUUCAUCCGGCGGAAAUCCACAGGACUCUCCGUGUACUACGCUAGCCACCUCCACGGGAGGAUCGAGGCUGUAGCUGCAGGUUCGCACAAGUUCACGGGCUCGAAAGGCGGCGUCGCAGUCACGAUCCGAGUGGCAGGAGAUCCGCAGACACUCACGUUCGUCAACUGCCACUUGGAAGCGAACCGGAUCGAGCGACGGCGACGGCAACUCGACAAACUCUCGCGCGAAAUCCCUCGAUCUCAAGCGCUCACCAAAGACGCCGUGGAGGGAGGGGAUUCUACCCUCGCUACCUGCAGCGACCACGUGAUCUGGAUGGGGGACUUCAACUACCGCAUCCAGUCGCUGGAUGGAGACGAAGUGCUUCAUCUUUUGAGUGCCGGAAGACUGCAGGAGCUGCACGACCAGUACGACAGCAUGGCCGACGACUUAGAGCACGUACCGAGCCUCAAGGCCUUCCGCGAGCCUGCCAAGUGGCCCACGUUCUACCCGACGUACAAGAAGGUGGCGAGUCGCUCGAGGCUGCCGUUGAGCGGUUCUACUACCGGAACCGGGAGGGAUACUCGAUGGGCUCAGCAUGUUUACCAGACCACGUACCGAGAGCCGUUCUACAAGGGAGGGCGGCUGAAAGAACGUGUGCCCGGAUGGUGCGACCGCAUCCUCUACUGCUCGCGGCCGCAGAGCCCCUGGGAGGACUGUCUCAAGGUAGAACAGGCCGCGUGCUCGGACGCCAGUCGCGGAGUCACCAGCUUCAGCCCCGAAGCUGUGAGGGACAACUACCGGUCGUUGAAUGACGACCUACGCAGCAGCGACCACAGCCCCGUGACCUGCACCUUCCUCUGGUCAGUGGCUAGGUAG
Molecule: messenger RNA, 1692 nt
Organism: Phytophthora sojae
Lineage: Eukaryota; Oomycota; Peronosporomycetes; Peronosporales; Peronosporaceae
Exons: 3
Coding region: 1-1692 (563 amino acids)
Biological process (GO): phosphatidylinositol dephosphorylation
Molecular function (GO): phosphatase activity
Source: RefSeq, a predicted model, not a curated record